Molecule: messenger RNA, 867 nt
Organism: Clonostachys solani
Lineage: Eukaryota; Fungi; Ascomycota; Sordariomycetes; Hypocreales; Bionectriaceae
Source: the annotation of a GenBank genome assembly
AUGGUACACACUGUUGCCCUCCUCGCACCCAACGGAAAUGUCGGUUCGGCGGCUCUCAGACACCUACUCCCUGCUCACAAGGCGGGCAAGCUGAGUUUGGUUAUUCUACAUCGUCCAGGUAGCCCGCCAAAAGACCUUGACUUGGGUUCAGGCGUGGAAGUACGUGAGAUUGAUCUCGAGGGCCCCACCGAAAAGGUUCAAGAGGCCGUCCGUGGGGUGAAUGCGGCAAUCUCGGCUCUUCCCAUGUCAGCCAUCCACUUGCAGAUAAACCUUGUGCGGGCCUUAUCGAAGACCCCUGGAUUCAUCACCUUGAUUCCUGCUAGGUUCAGCAUUCCCUUAAGUGAUGAUGAUUAUCCUCACCUUCCUUUCAUGGAACCUUUUAUGGAGACUGAGAGCAUUGCUGAGGAGCUCGGUGUGGGUAUCACCCACGUAUGGACUGGGUCUUUCAUCAUGUCUUUUAAGUUUGGAUGGUUGGGAACCAAUUUACAAGAGAAUAAGAUCGUGGCAAAUACCAACCAGUUAAAGAAUUGGACUCCGAUCACAACCAUGGAACACCUAGGUGCCGUGCUUGCAAGCCUGCUGGCUCGAGACCCAGCCGAUAUUGUGGGCAAGAGCUUCUCCGCUGUUACGUUCCGCCCUUCCGGCAAAGAUCUGGUCGAUGUCUUCACACAGAUUAACAAUGGAGAACCUACCACGGUAGUGGAUCAGAAGCCCGAGGAUCUAGAGCUACUGUUACAGGACAUCAAAGGCCUCGGUGCUUUCAUGGGCGUGUACAUGCGGCAUUGGGACCGAGGAGACCUCGAGUUUCCGGGAAUCAUCCCUGCCCCUGACGGAAUAUCGUUGCGCCACGAGUUCGAAAACCUGUAG